Jaculus jaculus (lesser Egyptian jerboa) is the source of this 1187-nucleotide messenger RNA. It is a transcript of the gene Trex2, whose product is annotated as three prime repair exonuclease 2. Lineage: Eukaryota; Metazoa; Chordata; Mammalia; Rodentia; Dipodidae. Gene Ontology annotation, biological process: DNA catabolic process. The record is from RefSeq and is a predicted model, not a curated record. Bases 295 to 1005 code for a protein of 236 amino acids. The transcript has 2 exons. Gene Ontology annotation, cellular component: cytoplasm. Gene Ontology annotation, molecular function: nucleic acid binding; 3'-5'-DNA exonuclease activity.
CAUGACAGCGCCCAUCCCUUGUGGGAAGUCUGCAUGCGAUGGGAAGCUACUUCCCAGUCCGUAAACACAGGGCGUGUGUCCUGGAGGCUGCGCACUCACAGGGGGCGGUGAGAGAGCCGGCUGCACAGGUCCUGCUGCCUCAGGUCGCCCAGUUGCCCAACAGGCGGCUGGGGGCGGGCCGAGGCCACUGAUUAAAGGCUGCCCGGAGCACCCUGGGCAGACAGGUGCCUAGCAUCCCAGGAAGCCGGUUGGUGUCCGCCCCAGAUUUAGGCCUCACUCCUUGAGAACAUCAGCAUGUCCGAGCCUCCCAGGGCUGAGACCUUUGUCUUCCUGGACCUGGAAGCCACCGGGCUCCCCAAUGUGGAUCCCGAGAUAGCGGAGCUCUCCCUCUUUGCUGUCCACCGUUCUUCCUUGGAGAACCCAGAGCGUGACGAUUCUGGUGCCCUUGUGCUGCCCCGUGUCCUGGACAAGCUCACGCUGUGCAUGUCCCCGGAGCGGCCGUUCACUGCCAAAGCCAGUGAGAUCACUGGCCUGAGCAGUGAAAGCCUGGCACAGUGCGGGAAGGCUGGUUUCAAUGGCGCUGUGGUGCGGACAUUGCAGGCCUUCCUGAGCCGCCAGGAGGGCCCCAUCUGCCUCGUAGCUCACAAUGGCUUUGACUACGACUUUCCCCUGCUGUGCACAGAGCUCCAGCGCCUGGGUGCCCACCUGCCCCAGGAUACUGUCUGUCUGGACACACUGCCAGCGCUGAGGGGUCUGGACCAUGCCCACGGCCAUGGCACCCGGGCUCAAGGCCGCAAGAGCUACAGCCUGGCCAGUCUCUUCCAUCGCUACUUCCAGGCUGAGCCAAGUGCUGCUCACUCAGCGGAGGGGGACGUGCACACCCUGCUCCUGAUCUUUCUGCACCGCGCUGCCGAGCUGCUUGCCUGGGCGGACGAGCAGGCCCGCAGCUGGGCCCACAUCGAGCCCAUGUAUGUGCCACCUGAUGGCCCAAGCUUUGAGGCCUGAGUGCCAGCCUCCCUGGCUCAGCCAGGCUCUGAAGCUCCAGACUUGCUGCCACUCUGCAGCAGCUGCUUGGCCUUCCCAGCCCUAGCCUCAUGGGCACCGAGCCCGAGAGCCUUCACCUCCAGGUUGGGUGCCCUCUGGCCAGCCAGUGGGGUCCUGCAGGUUGCUCCUUCGGGACCUUCAUC